AUGGCACCGGGGCCGGGCAGAGUAUUCUACGUACUAUGUGUUCCCUGUGUUAAUUUACUGGCACUGUGCAGCUUCAUCUUCUUCUCAAGCAGUAGUCACUCACCUUCCUGGAUUCGAUGGCCUACUUCCCUUUCGCCUCGAGAAGGAUAUGUCGGAGUGGGAGAAAAAGAGAAAGCUCAACUGUUCUACUACUUCGUUAAGUCGGAAGGUAAUCCUGUCGAUGAUCCGGUGGUGCUCUGGCUUACCAGCGGGCUCGGCUGCUCUGCUUUAUCCGGUCUCGUUUAUAAAAUCGGUUCGAUGAACUUCGAGAUUGUUGAGUACAAUGGGAGCUUACCGUCACUCGUCUUAAAUCCCGAUUCAGGGACACAGGUGGCUAGUAUAAUCUUUGUAGAUAUGCCUGUUGGGACGGGAUUUUCCUACGCAACGACUACAGAAGCAUCCCAAUCAAGCGACUUUUUACAGAUUCAACAAGCUUAUGUGUUCCUCAGGAAGUGGCUGAUCGAUCAUCCAGAGUUUAUUACGAACCCGGUGUACGUCGACGGGGACUCUUUUUCUGGGCUCACUGUUCCAGGCGUAGUUGCCAAUAUCUCAUAUGGAAAUGCUGCAACAGAUCCCCUCUUCGAGAACAACUUCGAAAUCCCAUAUGCAUUUGGCCAUGCAAUCAUCUCUUAUGAACUCUAUCAGGGGAGUAUAGGGACAUGGCAGAGAUGUAACUAUGGAUUGCCAUAUGCACAUCAGAUUUUCAGGAGUGUUGAUGAUCACCUGUACCUUUCCGAAAAAGGCUAUCGUUCAUUAGUCUACAGUGGGGAUCAUGACAUGAUGGUGACGUACUUGGGUACCCAAGCAUGGAUAAGAGCUCUCAACUUCUCCAUCAUCGACGAUUGGAGAUCGUGGCACGUUGAAAACCAAGUUGCAGGGUAUACAAGGACUUACUCUAACAAGAUGACAUUUGCAACCGUUAAGGGAGGUGGGCAUACGGCUCCAGAGUACAAACCCCACGAGUGUUUUGCAAUGUUUAGAAGCUGGAUCAGUGGGGAGCCCUUGUAG
Messenger RNA from Linum tenue, 1047 nucleotides. Lineage: Eukaryota; Viridiplantae; Streptophyta; Magnoliopsida; Malpighiales; Linaceae. The record is from the annotation of a GenBank genome assembly.